CCUCUUCACACCUCGUACGAGUACGGGUCAUAUAAGUCGUCCGCGACUCCCUCACAUGUGUCAAUCGCCUACUUAGACCAGUUGCGUAUCGUAGCUGGCUUAUGCUAGUGGCUUAAAACUGAUCUGUGGCCGUAUCGUCUCUCUACAUACCAAUACUUGCCCUCCCCCCACGUUGCCCGUCAUGUCCAUGUCAAUUGCUCCAACCGAGACAAUAACGUCUCUGUCUCUGAUUCCUGAUGUCGACGAACGAUCCUCAGUUCACUCCGUUGAUGAGGUGGACUUGUUGAAAGCCUCUUGCGUUGUCCAACAAAAGCCCAUCUCCAUCACACUAGACGGCACCGCCGUAUUCAUCGUCUCCUUGGGCGUUGUGCUCGCCAUCCACUUCCUGGACUCAUAUCUGGCCGAGGCAGUCGUGUGCCUCAUCCCCGUCGCCUUGCUCGUCCACAAUGACUACCACAACUUCCUCAACCUCGGGCCCGGAGGCACGCCGUCGACUAUCCAAGGCUAUAUCCGGAUAACCUACCUGCGUAUGCUCACCUUACGCGACCCCUUCACAGCCCCAUUGCCCGAUCCAAGCCGCGACCCCAAGACAGGCGUGCUGGCUGGGAAGCAUCUACCGUAUCGUGCUGGCCCUCGACCCGUUGUAGCUGGCAUCGCACCCCAGCGACAGCUCGACCAACACGGCUCCCGGCAGUGCUACAUCGCCCUCCGCCAGGCCAUGGAGAGGCUGAGUGCGAAGAACCUACACAAGUUUGGCACUGAGCGUUCAUGUCUGGAGAAGCACGGCCUGGCCCUCUUUGCGAGACAUCCGCUGCAGACCAACUGCCAGGGCGAGAUUGCCCACGUCCACGAUUCCGAUCACUCCAUGCACAUGUGUCUCCACCCGAAUGACAUCAAGGAAAUUCUGCAAAAGGGCUGGGGACAGAGGCAUCCGUUGGCGUGGAAGAACAGAUUCAUCCAGAUGCCCGUGUCUCAGGACUUUGUCAUGGUUUAUGCACCGAGAGAUGAUAUGGAACUUGAAAUUGUGGGCAAGAUCAUCAACGCUGCCAUUUGGUACACCCUUGCCGAAGACGUCGACAUCAACGCCAAAUGAACUCUCUAUUACCUCUUCCCUAGGAUCUAACCUCUUUUGAAACGGAUUGUAUGCUUUUCAGGGUCUUUUUGCAGCGACUGGCGUUUAUCUCUUUUAUUAUUUAUUUUGUUAUGGCAUAUAGCAUGAAAUCUUUAGCAACGAUACGAGGACUGAAUCAUGGGUAGCAA
Molecule: messenger RNA, 1260 nt
Organism: Trichoderma harzianum CBS 226.95
Lineage: Eukaryota; Fungi; Ascomycota; Sordariomycetes; Hypocreales; Hypocreaceae
Exons: 2
Coding region: 182-1093 (303 amino acids)
Source: RefSeq, a predicted model, not a curated record